CUCACUGUGACUACUUCACUGGCGGCAUAUACGUAAAUAGUUUUACCUUCAUAUUUCUUAUUGUCGUCAAUGUCCUCCCUCUCAGUUCGCAUGCAAAAUUUGUCUUCACAGCUCUUACAAGAAGCAAAAAAGUUUACUGACUAUAACUUCCGCUCAUACUUUCUGCGGAAGAUAGACAAAACAUUCAAAAGGCUUAAUGAAGUAAAAGAUCAAAAUGUGCUGGAAGCAGAAUUGAAAAAAAUGAGGAAUUACUGGAGAUCCUUAGAAGGCAAUCUGUUCUUAGCAAUUUAUACCCAACGAAGAAGAACGUACUUGAGUAAAAUACAGCUCCUAUGUGACUCAAGUAUUUUAUUCCAUAUGUUAUUUAAAUAAAGUCUUAUGGAAUGAAGUUCAUUUUGUAACGUAUUUAUUAGUCCUUUGAUCCUAAACGUUAUAUUUUCUGUGUCGUAGAAACAUGAGAAAUGGAUCUGAAGUCGAGUCUUACUGAAUUUUUGCUAUCACAUGUCCAGAACUCAAGUUGCCUUUUUGAUGAAGAAAUAAUUACGUAUCUGGAGGGUAUUAUAGAAAGUUGCGACUGUGACGAAGUUGAUGAAUUAGAGUUCCUUACUAUGUGUGAUGCUUACAUUCCCCAGCUACAAAAGAUACCCAAAGAAGUUUUCUUGGAGUGGUUUUCUUCAGUUAGCAAUAUAAUCAAGGAAAAGUCAAAUGCGUGUGGUAGAGAUACUCAAAUCCAUCAGGAUAUUUCUAUUUUACCAAGUCGUUCGAAGGAAAUAAAUAAUAACAGCGAAUUAAAAGAGCGAAGUGAAGUUAACUUAUGCAAGCACUGUUGUACAGAUUGUAGUCAAAUAGAUGGUGAUGAAUCACUAAUGACAAUGGCGUCAAUUUUACCUGAUGCUUGUCGGAAGAUUCUUACAGAUUGUCUCCGUACAACUAGUAAUAAUGUAGAUGAAGCAGUUCUACUCGCCUUAAAUCAUAUCACAAUGAAAAGUCAUAAGAACAGUACAGAAGUCAAAGAAUCACACUCUUCAAAAAGAACUAAAAUGCUGACAUCUUCGGAGUCAAUAAAAACAGCAACAACAGUUGACAAUGAUGACAAGCUUGAUGAGAGAGAACGCUCCUUAGUUCUUGGUCGUUAUGAUUUUGUAUCAGAGAGCAGCAGUGGUAGAUCUGCAAAACCGAACAUACCAAGUGUAUACAAAUGGUUCGAGCUAGUUAUAUAGGCCGCACAAAGCGCACGCUUUCCAAACGUAUCUCGGAGCACUAUCCUGCAUGGUUGUCGAGGGGAGAAUGUAAAUCAAUUAACAGUUCAAUUCUUGAACAUUUGGUCAACUCUGGACAUAAAGCUAGACCAGAAUUUUCCUUCAGUGUCAUUUUUCGUGUCAGAUGGAAUCGUUCAAAAGGAGUACGCCUUCGAUAGUUGUGCACAGCGGAGGCACUGGCAAUUUAUCAAUUCAAGCCUGAUCUCUGCGUGCAAAAGAAGUAUGUUCAAUCUCUCAUCUUACCAUGGUCGUAACCCUUUAUUUUUUUCGAUUUCAUUACAAUUAAUUAGUUUAUUAUUAUCACUUUCAUUAUGACCCUUGUCUCAUUCUUCACCUUCUUUACAUCCAUCUAUCUAUCAAGUAGACACUCAAUAUUUGCGUUUCUUAUCUACCAACAAUUUUCACCUUGUCAAACUCCUUGCCUUCCUCGAUAUUUCUACUGUCUUAGAUUAUUACGCAACUACUUUGCAAUCCUGAUUCAGUUUUUCG
This is a messenger RNA of Heterobilharzia americana, 1748 nucleotides long. The record is from the annotation of a GenBank genome assembly. Lineage: Eukaryota; Metazoa; Platyhelminthes; Trematoda; Strigeidida; Schistosomatidae.